Molecule: messenger RNA, 264 nt
Organism: Prorocentrum cordatum
Lineage: Eukaryota; Dinophyceae; Prorocentrales; Prorocentraceae
Source: the annotation of a GenBank genome assembly
AUGGCGGGGCAACUGGACGAGGUGGAAGGGCAGAUGGUCAACGUUUGCCACUUCCACCCCCUCGGCCAGUACUGGCGGAGCCUCUUCUGCGACGCCGCGGCCGUCGUCGGGUCGGCCACCGAGGCCAUCGAGGCAUUCUGCGACGACCGCCGCUGGAACUCCAUCGGCAGUCUCCAGGUGGACCUCGCACCGCCCGACAAGAAGGCGGACGUGCCGCGGCCGGCCGCGAGGCUACCAGACACACGUUUGCGCAGGCACGGCUAG